Molecule: messenger RNA, 1594 nt
Organism: Phoenix dactylifera (date palm)
Lineage: Eukaryota; Viridiplantae; Streptophyta; Magnoliopsida; Arecales; Arecaceae
Source: RefSeq, a predicted model, not a curated record
UCUCCCCAUCACUCUCCUUUGCUCCUCUCUCUCUCUCUCUCUCUCUCUCUUCAGUGGGAGUGGAGUGGAGAGAAGAAAGAAAUGGCUUCGCCUCCUCAUUUCUUCCACCCAUGUUCUCGUAUUUCCCAUCCUGCCCCUAUUCUCCUCUUUCUUUUACUUCUUCUUCCUUCCGUGUCCCUGGGGGUUAAUGUCACAGCCCUCCUCGCGGCGUACCCGGAUCUCUCCGGCUUCAACCGUCUACUGAGCUCGACGCCGGUGGCCGGUGACCUCACAUGGCGGUCAUCGCUCACCCUCCUCGUCGUCCCCAACGCCUACCUGCUUCGCUCCGGCGACCUCGGCCGCUCCACUGCCGACAUCGCCGACGUCCUCCGCUACCACGUUCUCCUCGAGUACCUCUCCUGGGAGGAACUCCGCCGGAUCCCAGCCGCCGGCAAGCUCGUCACUACCCUCUACCAGACCACCGGCCGCGCCUUCAACGACCUCGGGGCCGUCAACCUUACCCGCGACUCCCGUGGCGGUGCCGUCACCGCCCGCUCCCCCGUCCCCUACUCCUCCUCCAACGCCACUAUCCUCUCCCUCGUGGAGUCGCUGCCGUACAACGUAAGUAUAUUUGCGGUGGAUGCGCUGCUGGUGCCGUACGGGUUUGACCUGGCGGCGUCGGAGACCCGGCCGGCGGCGCCGGUGAACAUCACGCGGGUGCUGGUCGACGGGCGGGACUUCAAUGUGGCGGCGUCGAUGCUGGAGGCGUCCGGGGUGGCGGGGGAGUUCGAGGCGGACGAGCGCGGGGCUGGGAUCACGGUGUUCGUGCCCACCGACGAGGCAUUCGCCGAGCUGCCGGUGACGGAACGGCUUCAGUCUUUGCCGGCGGAGCGGAAGUCGGUGGUGCUACGCUUCCACGUGCUCCACUCCUACUACCCGCUGGGCUCCCUGGAGUCCAUCGUGAACCCUGUCCAGCCGACGCUGGCCACCGAGGCGACGGAGGCCGGCCGGUUCACGCUUAACAUCACGCGGGCGAACGGCUCCGUGGCGAUCGACACCGGCGUGGUCCAGGCCUCCAUCACCCGGACCGUCUUCGACCAGAACCCCGUCGCCGUCUUCGCCGUCUCAAGGGUUUUGCUUCCAAAGGAGAUCUUCAGCAAGGAUUCGGCGGGCGGAGGGCCAAGGCCGGAGGUGGCUCCACCGCCGGCGCAGGCAGGGGCAUCCGCGCCGAAGGGGCCGGACGGGGUGGAAACGCCACCGACGAGGCUGUCAUCGCCACCGGGGUUCGAGGUCGGGGGGGACAUAAGAUCGGCCGCGUCCAGGUAUCGGGAUUCUAUCACCAAUGGAGUUGCUCUGUUGUGUAUAGGCUACCUCUAUCUACUACUGGUAUGAGAUCUGGGAUUCUUCUUCUCUUUUCUUCUAAAUUUUGUUUUUUUGUCCUUGGAUUUCGGAAUUUUGUAUACGAGAAUUCGAAUUCUGGCUGCAAAGCAGCGAUUUUUUUUCUUUCAUUUUCAAUAUCUUGGGGGUGAUUAUUAAUGGGGGAGGAAAUUUAAAUUUAAUUGGCUUCUUGUUGGAAUUGGAAUAAUUUGGGAGAAUUCUUCGACAAUUAGACUGC